Plasmodium falciparum 3D7 is the source of this 1023-nucleotide messenger RNA. Its product is annotated as rifin. The transcript is spliced from 2 exons. The record is from RefSeq and is a predicted model, not a curated record. Bases 1 to 1023 code for a protein of 340 amino acids. NCBI's taxonomy places the organism in Eukaryota, Apicomplexa, Aconoidasida, Haemosporida, Plasmodiidae.
AUGAAAGUCCAUUAUAUUAAUAUAUUAUUGUUUUCUCUUCCAUUAAAUAUACUGGAACAUAAUCCAUGGAACCAUUACAUGAAACCACAUACGUACACCAAUAGAUCAUUAUGCGAAUGCGAAUUAUAUGAACUUGCCAACUAUGAUAAUGACCCACAAAUGAAAGAAGUCAUGGAAAAUUUCAUUAAACAGACACAGCAAAGAUUUCAUGAAUAUGACGAAAGGUUGCAAAGUAAACGAAAGCAAUAUAAAGAUAAAUGCGAUAAAGAAAUUCAAAAAAUUAUUUUAAAAGAUAAAUUAGAAAAACAAAUGGCACAACAGUUAACCACAUUAGACCCGAAUAUAACCACUGAAGAUAUUCCCACAUGUGUUUGCGAAAAAUCUUUAGCAGAUAAAACAGAAAAGUUUUGUCUUAAUUGUGGAAAAACUAUGGGAGGGGUUGCCCCCGGUUGGGGUCUGGUCAGCGGUUUAGGGUACGCGGGAUGGUCACAUUAUGCUGCCACUACUCUUGUUAAAAUUGCUACAGAUGCGGGUAUUGCUGAAGGUUUAAAAGUUGGUUUAACUAAAGUCACCGAAAUAGUAACACAAUUAUCAAGCAGUACAGAAGUUGCCAUACCUACAAUUGAUGUACUAACAAAUUUGACUACAGGUAUUUCUGCUGAUAACGUAACACUUUUGGGUAUAUUUAAAACCAUAAAUAUUGGUAUGAAAGGGGAAUUUGAUACCGACACGUAUGCUCUAUUUUCUACGUGGGUACAAAAUAUAGCUACUACUCCUAAAUCAUAUAUGGGAAGGUAUCUAACAGAAGCGGAAGAGGUCACGAAAGCGUUUGCUGAUGCUCAAACACGUGUAUUGACACAAGCAGGCAAUGUAACUAGUAAUUUAACUACUGGAAUAACUGUUUCAAUUAUUGCAAUUGUAGUAAUAGUUUUGGUUAUGCUAAUUAUUUAUUUAAUUUUACGUUAUCGACGAAAGAAAAAAAUGAAGAAAAAACUCCAAUAUAUAAAAUUAUUAAAGGAAUAA